AUGACCUCCUCCCCUGAGGUUGGGGGUUUGAAUCGAAGUGGCAUUCACUCUGGACCUUCUCGGAAUCAUGGAUUAGGAGGCCAGGAUGUCAUUCAGAGUGUUCAGAAUCUCUUGGGUAGUUUUGCUAGUGGUGGUAAUUUUCAAUCCUUUCCAUCCAACUUCCAAAACCCAACUCGACCUUCACCACCAGCUCAAAUGCCAGAUGUGAAACCGUUUGCGAAUAUUCCCCCACCUUCACCACAUAUCACUCGACCGGCUCUCAUCGUGGCAUCCUCUGCCAGUCCAUCCAUCGGAACCGGAGGAUUAUCGGCUUUACGGUUAGAGCCACCAAAGCGACUUUAUGAUAUUGAGAGAUUACCUAUUGGGAUACCUGCACGGGAUGAACUGUUGAGAACAUCACUAAGGAAUUUGGUGUUGUUGCAAGGUGAUCCUCAAAUCAUCACUAAACAAAGAGUUGAAACUGCCAUACGUGUCAUCGUCGAUUUACUUCGUGUCAUACCUCGUUCUCCCAACACACCAUCUCUUCCACCAGACUUGGUCUGUCUUUUGCCCCCAGAUUCAGGCGGCGGCUUGGUUUGCGCCAUUGAACGAAUCGGUACAUUCACAGCGAUACGGAUGCAAACGGGCACAACGACGAAAUUGAGCUCCAAAAAACAACUUCAAGCAGGUCCGACAUCAAUAGAGCAAGUGAUAUAUCUCGAAACUGCUGUAUAUACCAGUGGAGACAAUCCAAGAAGGGUUUACCCCUGUAAACGUUGUCGAGCACGAGAAGCACGAAGGAGAGAGACUAAAGAGGCUACCAGACGAAAACGAGGUCAUGCGGAUUCAGAAGCCUUUUCCAACAAAUCUUCCCAACCUAGAACAAGCGCUCCUCCCCCUUCCACCGAUUUUGUCACCGGAGAGAAUCCUGACGACUACGACCCUCACAAACAUGAUCAAAUAGUGGAGGAACCACCUUGGGAUCCGACGAAACCGGAUUGGAGACAUGAGAUGGUUCUUUUCAACACACCUCCGGAAUUACCUAUCAAAGAUGGUAGUGUGUCAUGGUUGCCUUUGAGGGUGGUUUGCUAUGGUAAAUGUCAUGGUGACAAGAGUGGUUUCAGUGUCCACUUCACUUUCCGUCUCCCAGAUGGAAGUAUCAUCGCAAGGGAGGCCAUGAACCCCAUACGUAUCACCGAUGACCAUAAAACUGAUGUCAAACCCAAAGGCAAAGAAAACAUGGGAACAUCCGUUACUCGAGGUCACCGAGGACGUACGAGUAUCGCCUCUUCUUCCCGUCGACAAUCAUCCGUUGCGGCUUCCGAAGCUGAAAGCUUACAAUCCGAAGCUGGUCCUCAUAUUCGACAACCUCCACCAGUCCGGACGGGAAGACCAUAUGAACGACCUAAAAAAGAACCAUCGUCAAAUACUCAUCUACCCCUCACUGCUGACAUGGCAGCGUAUCGUCAACAUAGAUCUGGGUCGUCCAUUUCCAGCGUUCCAUCCAUGUCUCCAAUGUCAGCUCCCAGCGAUGGACAAGAAUCAUGGCCUCACCCGUCGAUGGAUUGGCAAGGUCGUGUUUCCGACACACAUAUACCGAGCACCAUCAGCCCGGGUGCAUUACGUCGACCGACUUUCGAAAAUCAUCUGAUGAUGAACGAACCUUCGCCUAUCAGUCCGAACAGUAUUCCAAGUCAUUCUUCCAACCUCAGUCCUCUUUCUCAUCAUGACGAGCUCUCCAUGAUCCGUGACCACUUACAAUCUCCGACAUCUCUUGUCUCGGCAUUGGCAUAUGCUCAACUUAACGAAGUUCAAGCAUCCCCACAUCACCCGACGACACCAUUGAUGAUGGGAGAUCAAGGUGGUAAUAUACUCGGCCUUAAUGCGUAUAAUGACGCUUUGGGCAGUUCAUCAAGAAAUAAUUCCAUGACUAGUUUUGCAGAUGAUGCUUCUUCUUUCUCACAGCCGUUGUUUGAAGGAUCAGUUUAUAGUCAAAGUGGUUUACCACCAAACGAUGAUUCCAUGUUCAGUCAAACUUCCGACUCCCAAAGUCAUAAUAUGGAACAGUUCCUCGAUUAUUCCGGCGGUGACGAUCAACAGAUACUUCAACAACCAUUCCCUACUUCACCUUUACAACCUCAAUCUAAUCAAGCUCCUUUAUCAUUCGACAUGGCUAAUUUCUUCAAUCCUCCGGUUGGCGGAUCGCAUGUUGGUCAUGGCAUGUCAUCUGUAAGUAUACCACAGAACGUAGAUGUUCAACGAUUACUCGAGGCUCUGCAACGUCAACAACCUCUUCCACCAGUUAUCACACGUGUCGUUCCCGCAGAAGGUCCAAUGACGGGUGGUAGUCUUGUUGCCAUAGGUGGACACAGGUUGAAUCAUCAGACAAAGAUUAUGUUUGGCGAUCGUCCAGCGGAAACACAAUUUGACGGAACUAUCGGCUUUCUCACUUGUAUAUCUCCUCCCAGCUCCAGGCCCGGUCCAGUGGAUGUCACGGUGGUAGGAGUACCGCCAGCUCCAGGGACGGAAGCUCCAAAGUUCGUUUAUAGAGGUUUGGAGCCAGAAUUUACGAGAUUGGCGUUACAAGUGCAAGAAAAGCAACAAAUGUUUUUCAACGCUUCCAAUGGGCAAUUCAACUGGUCCGGUACGCUCACGCAAAAUGCCAAUGGACAGUCAAACAUGGGUCAAGGUCAAGGAAUGUCAUACUCUUCGUCAAACCAUCAACACAAUGUGUCGACGGACGUCGAUCAACCAAUGUCGACCAAAAAUAAUGGUGUGGUGAUCGAUCACGAGGUUAAGCCAAGCGAAAAACAAGAACCGGAUUUGCAAACUACCAUCUUUGAAUUUCUUCAAUCUCUCAAUCACAAACUCCCCGGAUCUCUUCGCUCAUCAGACGCCAUCAACACUCUCAAUGAAUCCCGACAAAGUCUCUCACAUCUAGCCGCUUCGGCGGGAUUCUCACAUUUACUCAACGAGGUAUUAUCCUACGGCGCAGAAGUGGACAUACAAGAUAUACACGGUUUCACCCCUCUGUCAUAUGCCGCUUACGGUGGUCAUAUUGAAUGUGUUCGACUUCUCAUCAACGCUAAAGCAUCUUAUGACCAACCGACUUUACUAGGAGAGAUGCCAUUGGAUCUUGCUCAAUUACGUGAACAUGACGAUGUCAUUCAACUUUUGGUUUCUGAAGUUUGGCAAUCUUCCUCCGAACCUAUCACUCGACCUGAGAUCCCCGACAUUGAUCUAUUAGCGACGAUCGAUGAUCAUUUGAACGAAAGGCACAUCGAGUCCGAUGACCAUUCUGAUAUCAGCGAAGAAUUGGAAAUUAUUCAACCUAAACCAUUCAAGCAUGACCACCUUGACCCUAUGGAUGAAAUACUUGUCAAUAGAUCUCCACCGACAAGACGGAACAAAUCAAUAUAUUCACCUAAACAUAUCCGAACUCCUUCACCUGAUCAUCCACCACCACCUCCAUACGCAUCACCCAUUCAUACACCUAUAAACUUACCUCGAUCACAUCAAACUACAUCAAAAGAAGAAAAUCGAAAUGGAUGGUUUAAUUGGAAACUUUCCACUAUUUCCAUCCCAUCACCACCUUCAUCUCAUAUUCGAUUACCUAUCCCUAAUCUGUUCGGUGUGAUAGAUAACAAAUCAUCGGAUGGAGAAGAAUCUGGAGCUUUUAAAUGGAUUCCAAUCCCACUUCCAUCUUGGGAGGCUAGACAUGGUUUACCUUCUUCGGAAGAAUUGAAAAUGUAUUCUCAAUCUUGGGCUGUGGUGUUGGUUUCUCUUGUUUCACCUCCUUCUCCAGAAGGUAGAAGAUCGGAUUUGGAAGGGGAUGAUGUAGUUGGAUCAGGGACGACUGGAGGGAAGGGGAAAGUGAGACAUACUAAGAAGACCGAUAUCAUGUUAUGGAUAUUCUGGUUACCCGUUUUAUGCUUUUUCGGAUUUUGGGUCUUAAUCACCGCUCUACCAAUCGUUACCACCGUCGGAUUGUUAUAUUUCCGACAAGUUUACAAGGCUCUAAAACAGCGAGUGUAG
This is a messenger RNA of Tremella mesenterica DSM 1558, 4014 nucleotides long. RefSeq lists its product as uncharacterized. The record is from RefSeq and is a predicted model, not a curated record. The transcript has 6 exons. Gene Ontology annotation, biological process: regulation of transcription by RNA polymerase II. The coding region runs from base 1 to 4014 and encodes 1337 amino acids. Lineage: Eukaryota; Fungi; Basidiomycota; Tremellomycetes; Tremellales; Tremellaceae. Gene Ontology annotation, cellular component: nucleus. Gene Ontology annotation, molecular function: transcription coregulator activity; protein binding; double-stranded DNA binding.